AUGCCAGAACAAUCCCCUCAACCGCCGCCCCUCUCAGGAAUUCGCGUCCUCGAAUUUGCAGGACUGGCUCCAGGCCCCUUCACCGGCAUGCUCCUCGCUGAUUACGGCGCCACGGUCCUUCGUCUCGACCGCGCUUCCGCACACCCAACACCCACAUCUGACCAGCUCACCCGUCGCAAAUCCUCCAUAUGUGUGAACAUAAAAUCGCCCGCUGGUCUCGCGCUAGUCAAAAAGAUCAUCCCAACCGUCGACGUCCUCAUCGAUCCCUUCCGUCCCGGUGUCCUUGAGAAAGCCGGAUUAGGACCCGAAGAUGUGUUGAUGAAGAUAAAUCCGAGGCUGGUUGUGGGUCGCAUGACCGGCUUCCGGCGCGAUGGAAAAUACGCGAUGAUGGCUGGCCACGAUAUAAACUACAUCGCCGUGUCCGGUGUACUCUCCAUGUUCGGCCGGAAGGGGGAGAAACCGUAUCCACCUGGCAACGUGGUCGGGGAUUUCGCCGGCGGCGGCACCAUGUGUUUCCUCGGUAUCCUCCUUGCAUUGCUCGCGCGAGAGAAGUCAGGUUUUGGGCAGGUGGUGGAGGCGAAUAUGGUGGAUGGUAGCGCGAUACUGGCGACGAUGCCGAGACUGGGGACGAAGACGGAGGUUUGGAGGAGGGAGAGGGGGACGAAUAUGUUGGAUGGGGGUGCGCCGUUUUAUGGCACUUAUGAGACGAGUGAUGGGAAGUAUAUGGCUGUCGGAGCAAUCGAACCGCAAUUCUACGCCGCCCUCCUCCGCGGCCUCAACCUCACCUCCGACUCCCUCCCCGGUAACCGCGACAACCGCGCCGACUGGCCCACCCUCACCGACUUCUUCACCAAAGUCUUCAAAACCAAGUCCCGCGCAGAAUGGGAGUCCAUCUUUGACGGCACAGACGCGUGUUGUACGCCCGUCUUCACACAAGCCGAGCUGGAGGAACAAGGCUUCGAUCAACGACCUGCUGUGACGCUGAAAUCCACGCCCGCAUUCGCGGUGCAUGAAGGGGAUGAGGGAAGACCGGCUGCUGUCGGACAGGGUAUCGGAUGGGAAGGCAGUGGAUGGGAGGAGAAGGGGUUAGAGCCCGGAAGUGGGGGAGAGGCAGUGCUUGGGCAGUGGUUGGGGUGGAAGAAGGGGAGGCAAUAUCAUGCUGAGAAUGGGGGGUUUGUACUGAAGGAGGCGUCGAGGCUGUAG
This is a messenger RNA of Lindgomyces ingoldianus, 1203 nucleotides long. Its product is annotated as CoA-transferase family III. The coding region runs from base 1 to 1203 and encodes 400 amino acids. The transcript is spliced from 3 exons. The record is from RefSeq and is a predicted model, not a curated record. NCBI's taxonomy places the organism in Eukaryota, Fungi, Ascomycota, Dothideomycetes, Pleosporales, Lindgomycetaceae. Gene Ontology annotation, molecular function: catalytic activity.